Molecule: messenger RNA, 588 nt
Organism: Penicillium lagena
Lineage: Eukaryota; Fungi; Ascomycota; Eurotiomycetes; Eurotiales; Aspergillaceae
Product: C-terminal helicase domain-containing protein
Exons: 5
Coding region: 1-588 (195 amino acids)
Source: RefSeq, a predicted model, not a curated record
AUGUGGACUGAGUCAACAAAAAAUCCCCUGAAGCCACGCAAUUCACCAUCGGCCAAGGUCGAGGCCCUGCUUCGAAAUAUUAGAGACAAACACACAAGCUUCGGGUCGGGCGCGCAGCCAGCUAAAGCCGUUAUCUUCAGUCAGUGGACAAAAAUGCUCGAUCUUGUAGGGGAUGCCUUCAGAGCGAACGGCCUGAAAUUUCAGCGUAUCGAUGGGCAGUUAUCACUUCACCAGCGUAAAGCGGCUUUAGAAUCUUUUGGCAAUGAUCUAGAGUGCAACAUAAUGCUCGCGAGCAUCGGUGCUGCUGGAGAAGGAAUAGAUCUCACCGCUGCGAACUCAGUCCACAUUAUGGAACCUCAUUGGAACCCUAUGGCAGAGGCUCAGGCAAUAGACAGGGUUCAUCGAUUCGGGCAACUAAGAGAGGUUGAAGUUGUGAGGUACAUUGUCAACGAGUCAAUCGAACAUUAUGUUCAAGAGAUCCAAAGACAAAAGUUGAGGGUGAUUAAAAAUACCCUUUCUCCGUCUGAGGAGCGUUCUGAGAAAAUUAAUACCGAGCGAUGGAAGAUAUUGUGCCAAUAUUUAGAUUAA